Molecule: messenger RNA, 1746 nt
Organism: Acanthosepion pharaonis
Lineage: Eukaryota; Metazoa; Mollusca; Cephalopoda; Sepiida; Sepiidae
Source: the annotation of a GenBank genome assembly
AUGGAAUACAAAACAUUACCUGUUCAUGACGUUGUAACCAGUCUUGGAGAAGAGAAGUCUUUCUCUCACGCGCAAUUUCAAGUCCACGUUCUGAAUCUUUUCCUUUCUUUUCUUUCUCAACUUUUUUCGCUCCCGCUUCUCUCCAUUUUCCACUUGCCUUUUCUUCUCUAUAUAAUAGUUUGUUCUUCUUAUCUCAAUUCACUUCCGCCAUUUUCUCCCCAAUCACCAAGCUUCUCGUUUGUUUCCCUUUUGUUUGUCUAUAUCUACCGUUUUUAUUGUUUUUUUUUAUUAAAACGUUUCUUCUCAUCUUUCUGUGGCAUUCUCUCUCUCUCUUUCUCUACUGUCGUUUUUUAUUAUUCUACUCGAUUCUUUUCCUUCUCUUCACUACCUCUCCCUUACCAUCUGACAUAUUGCCUUAAUACCUUGAGUAACAAAUCCCGAUCACAAUACUCGCAGAAGCCCGUUCGAUCACGUGAUCAGAUCACCGCUAUUAGUAAAAACGGAAGACUGUUUUGCUCGGAAACUCCGCAUUUCUUUUUUCCUGUCUUUUUUCAAACGUUCCUUCUAUUUUUUUUCCAAGUCCCCCUUCAACGGUGUUCAUAUCUAUCUAUCUAUCUAUCUAUCUAUCUAUCUAUCGAACUUGCUUUUUGUCUAAUAUAUUUACUAGAUCUAUCUAUCUAUCUAUCUAUCUAUCUAUCUAUCUAUCUAUCUAUCUAUCUAAUUUAUGUUUUUUGUUGUUUUUUUUUUGUAGAAAAACUGGUGGGGAUCUAUCUAUCUAUCUAUCUAUCUAUCUAUCUAUCUAUCUAUCUAUCUAUCUAUCAAAAAGGAGCGGCUAAUAUUACCAUUAUCUAUCUAUCUAUCUAUCUAUCUAUCUAUCAAAAUGUGACCACUGUCCACAUUAUCUAUCUAUCUAGUUUUCUUUAUAUCUAUCACAGUCUGUUUAUAAUAUUUGUCUAUCUAUAUAUCUAUCAAUGUCUGUUCACUCUAUCUAUCUAUCUAUCUAUCUAUCUAUCUAUCUAUCUAUCUAUCUAUCUAUCUAUCUAUCUAUCACAGUCUGUUCACAUUAUCUAUCUAUCUAUCUAUCUAUCUAUCUAUCUAUCUAUCACAGCCACUUGUUCUCAUUAUCUAUCUAUCUAUCUAUCUAUCUAUCUAUCUAUCUAUCACAUCUUGACAUUAUCAUCUAUCUUUGCCACACCCGUUGACAUUAAAUAUCACAUUGUUCUCAUUAUCAAUGUAUCAAUCUCUCUAUAUCUUUAUCUAUCUAUCUAUCUAUCAUCUCUAUCCGUAUCUAUCUACAGUUUGUUCAUAUUAUCUUUCAUCUAUCUAAUCAGUUCAUUAUCUAUCUAUCUAUCUAUCUAUCUAUCUAUCUAUCUAUUUUUCACCUUUUCAUAUGUAUCUAACAUAGUCAGAGUCUGUUCAUUAUCUAUCUAUCUAUCUAUCUAUCUAUCUAUCUAUCUGUCUAUCUAUCUAUUACUUUGUUCACAUUAUCUAUCUAUCUUAUUUAUCUCAUUUCAUAUUAUCUAUCUAUCUGUCACAGUCAGUUCACAUUAUCUUUCUAUCUAUCACAAUCAGUUCACAUUAUCUAUCUGUCACAAUCAGUUCACAUUGUCUAUCUAUCUAUCUAUCUAUCUAUCUAUCUAUCUCAGCCUAUUCAGAUUUAUCAAUAUUACUAAAGAUGCCGAGAGAGCUCCCAAUCACUAUACCUCUCUUUCCUCUUUAUAUCUCUCUAACAAUCACGUUUUGUGA